AUGAGCGGGAACUCUAAGGUUUAUUUGGAUAUCUCAAUUGAGAGGAACAAAAUUGGUAGAGUGGUUUGUGAGCUAUUUGGAGACAAAGCACCUAAAGCUGCUAAGAACUUUUACCAUCUAUGUUUGGGGGAUAAAUCUGUGGAGGGUGGUGAGAUGCUAUCUUACAAAAGAAACUAUUUUCACCGUGUCAUUAAGAAUUUCAUGAUUCAGGGUGGUGAUAUUGUCAAUUGUUCUGCAGAGUUCUCAAAGAGUGAUGAGGCCGGACGAGGUGGUUGUUCGAUUUAUGCUACAAAGGAAGAAUUGGCCAACCAAAAGGAUAACUCUGAAGUUACUUCGUAUGGUAAUUUCGAAGACGAAAACCUUGGAGAAUUUCCUGAAGCAUUCUUCUUGGCAAUGGCAAAUUCUGGUUCCCCAAACACUAAUGGUUCUCAGUUCUUCAUUACCACAUUUCCGGCACCUCACUUAAACGGCAAGCAUACGAUAUUUGGUCGAGUAAUACAUGGCAAAUCCGUUAUUCGUACCGCUGAACGGUGUAAGAUCGACUCAGAUGGAUUUCCUUCCUCAUGCAUACGAAUUGACGAUUGUGGUGAGUGGGACGAGUCGAAAGAUGUUCCACUAUAUAAUGGCUCGAAUGACACCAUUGGCGGUGAUACUUUUGAAGAAUAUCCCGAUGAUGAAAAUAGCAUUGGUUCUGAGGACUUCAGCGCAGCAUACAAUGCAGCUAACACUAUUAAGGAAUCCGGUACUUUGAUCUUCAAGAAAAAAGAUUUCAAGAAUGCGGUCUUCAAAUAUAUCAAAUCGCUACGAUAUGUGAACGAAUACGUUCCUGACGAAGAUGUGGACAAGGAUAACAAUCUCAAAUUUGUCACAUUGAAGAUGAAACUUUAUUUGAACCUAUCUCUUGCACUGUUCAAUAUGCAAAAUUACGACGGAGCAAUAGAAUAUGCCACCUAUUUGCUGGAGAUGGAGAAUGUGCCAGACGUGGACCAGGCUAAGGCAUACUACAGACGAGGAAAUUCUUAUUUGGCGAAAAAGAACAUGGAAAAAGCCUUGCAAAAUUAUGAGCUGUGCAAACAUAAGAAUCCUGAUGACGCUUCCGUGGCUCAGAGAAUUGACUACGUAAAUGAUAUACUCGAAAAGAGAAAGGAAAAGAGGAAGCGAAGCUUAAGCAAGUUUUUCUCCGGAUCUUCCUGA
Molecule: messenger RNA, 1194 nt
Organism: Torulaspora delbrueckii
Lineage: Eukaryota; Fungi; Ascomycota; Saccharomycetes; Saccharomycetales; Saccharomycetaceae
Gene: CPR7
Product: peptidylprolyl isomerase CPR7
Exons: 1
Coding region: 1-1194 (397 amino acids)
Biological process (GO): protein folding; protein peptidyl-prolyl isomerization
Molecular function (GO): protein binding; peptidyl-prolyl cis-trans isomerase activity
Source: RefSeq, a predicted model, not a curated record